AUGUCUAUUAAAGCUGCUGUCAAUGCCUUUGAUGUGCCUUGUACUCAGAAACUCAUUGGUAGUCGCUGUCUUUUUGACGAGGAAUGCUAUGGGAUGAAUACUGUUUGUAACAAAGGAAGAUGUUCAUGUCCAACGAAUUUUGAAGAAUACGAUAUUGAUGAUAAGACAACGAUUUGUCGAUUAGCUCCAUCAAAAAUCGGUGACUCAUGCCAAAGGGAUUGUAAACCGCCGCUAUUGUGUCGAGAUGGGAAAUGCGAGUGUUGGGGAGGGAGUAUUGUGAAUGGACAAUGUGUUGUUCCUUGCCCAGCCGGUCUCCAGUUAUACGGAGUCGAGUGCGCUCGAGUGGCUCACUGGGGUCAGAGUUGUGAGAGAGACGCGCAAUGUGUUGAUGUCUUCAACGCUUGUGUUGCUGGGACUUGUCAAUGCGCUCCUGGAACAACCAGAGAUGUACAAAGGGGAUUUUGUUAUGCGGUUUGCCCUGAUGGAAUGCAUCCUCGUCAAACGUGUCGCCGGCUGUUCAUCAAUGAUAUCGAUAUGCUGGAAUCGGCAGCGUCUACAGAUUCAUGUCCUUUGGGCUAUCGAUGUGUCACAUACGGUAGUCCUUACGUUGGCCAUUGCUGCCGAUUGAGAUGCCCAUACGGAGAGCCUGAUCUAACACAAUCUUGUGACGCUGGAGCCUCGCCAAAUGAGAAAUGUCGACCACUGACGCAUUUUUGCUACACAGUCACUGAACCUGGAUGGAAAAGCUCUCUUUGUUGCCCAAGACCGUGCAGAGAUCCGACUCCUUUAUAUAUCAAUGGACAAUGCAUGUCAAUCGCCCAUCGAGAAGAUCCAUGCCAAAUCGAUCAGCAGUGUCAAGGCGGAAUCACGAUGACUUGUGUUUUGGGGACAUGUCAAUGCAAGUUGGGCUACACAGCGAAUAAUGACGACCGUUUCCCGACUUGUGAACGAGCGUGUAGUCGAAUUGAAGAAGUUCCAUUGGCAGAUCAAUGCUUGGCGAAGAUGAUUCUUGGUGAGCGAUGCUUAGCCAAUAAACAAUGCCCACAAUUCUCCGAAUGCCGAUAUGGAACAUGUCAAUGUUUAUGUGGAUAUAAGCAGAUAAAGGACACAUUUGGCGUGCGUUGCACAAAUCCCGACGAUCCUCUCUCGUUGAACUCGAUUUUGAGCGGAGUUGAGCAACUUUUCGGAAACAAGCGAUCACCAAGAGCA
Molecule: messenger RNA, 1209 nt
Organism: Mesorhabditis belari
Lineage: Eukaryota; Metazoa; Nematoda; Chromadorea; Rhabditida; Rhabditidae
Source: the annotation of a GenBank genome assembly